Erythranthe guttata (spotted monkey flower) is the source of this 945-nucleotide messenger RNA. RefSeq names its product putative F-box protein At1g14315. Gene Ontology annotation, molecular function: protein binding. The record is from RefSeq and is a predicted model, not a curated record. Lineage: Eukaryota; Viridiplantae; Streptophyta; Magnoliopsida; Lamiales; Phrymaceae.
AUGGCGGAUGAUAAAUCAGAUCUUCCACCGGAAAUCAUAGAGAUUAUUCUGUCGAAACUAUCAGUUAAAUCUCUUCUUCGAUUCAAAUCAGUUUCAAAGUCAUGGAAUACUAUGAUCACAGAUCCUGUAUUCGUCCAAAAUCAUGUCAAAAAAUCUACGGAAUCGAAUUCGCAUAACCUUAUUCUAUGUCGUGCGAGCCAGACUUCUCCUAUCCAAUUUUCGGUGGUUAAAUUGGAAGAUAAAAAAUUCCAAACCCUACCUGUAGCAAUUGAAGCCCCCUUUAGCUGUUGGAUGGUUGUUGUUGCGGAUUGGGACUACUACUCCGUUUAUUCUUGUAAGAACAAAUCCUGGAUAACGAUGAAAGAAGAAUACGAAAUUGAAGGCUAUGGUGAAGGUUUAGUGGAUAGUAGACGGGCCGUUGUGUGUGUUGACGGGGCGAGCUAUUGGGUUUGGAAUAAUAGAAAAAUAACUUAUUACGAUCCGAGAGAUGACAAGUUCAAGAUGUUGCAGAAGCCGGAAAAACUAGAGGAUUGCGAACAAAUUUACUUGGCUAAUUUGAGGAGCUCUUUGUGCGUGUAUUGCUAUUUCUAUGCCGCAGACAAGGUUCAAUUUUGGACAAAGGAAAAUGGCAUAGACAGUAAUUCUUGGAAGGAGUUGAUGACGGUUCAAUGUGACAAGUUUCUAUACUUGCAGCCACUAUAUUUUUUUGUCGAAAAUAAGAUCGUGUUUCGAGUAGAUUUUAAAAGAUUAGUUAUUUAUAGCCCUUCUGAGAAGAGGUUUGAAGAAUUUGAAGAUGAUACACGGCUUCUGUGCAUUGGUAUGGUUCCGGUUCCAUAUAUCGAGAGUUUCUAUUUCCCCAUUGAGAAACCGAAACCGAAGAGGAAGUGGAAGAGGAACCGUAGAUCAACAUUAAUGUCAAAGUUAUUUCGAUGCCUAAGAGGCUAA